This is a messenger RNA of Acanthoscelides obtectus, 798 nucleotides long. The record is from the annotation of a GenBank genome assembly. Lineage: Eukaryota; Metazoa; Arthropoda; Insecta; Coleoptera; Chrysomelidae.
AUGCCUCGUAAGCACAUACGAUCAAAUACAGCUCGACCUAGGGCCACCUGGUCGGAUGAGCAACUAAUGGAGGCUGUAGCAAAAGUACAGACAGGAGUAUUAUCUAAAAGGGAGGCACACAGACGCUAUAAUGUACCCGCUCGUACCCUAAAAAUAACAUCUGGCAAUUUCAAGAAGGGUGCCAGUGGCCCAGAAGGAAUUUUGGGCAUGACCAACGAAACAAGACUAGUUGCGGACAUUCAUCGUUUGUCAGUCGUUGGCUUUGCUCCAGACAGAAGCACAGUUACACUUCCGUUUAGGUUUGCUGAAAAGCUAGGGAUAAGACACCCAUUUUCAGCUGCAACAGAAAAGGCAGGAUUUGCAUGGCUUCAUUCAUCCUUUGACAGAAAUCCUGAAUUGUCCGUUAGGCAAGCUGAGGGUCUAUCGUUGUCAAGUGUUCAGGGAAUGAAUCGAGAGGACGCUAGAAGAUUCUUUGAGUUGCUGGAUGAAGUUUUAACAAAAAAUGGUCUAAUGGAAAAGCCUUCUUGUAUAUUUAACAUGGAUGAAACAGGCGUGCAACUCCUAAAUAAACCUAGUAAAGUUAUAACGAAGAAAGGGGUUAACAGAAAACCGGAGCUUUCAGAUGGCUUGCCUCCUGGAUCUGAGGUCUACAUGAACAGAAAGCCUUCCUUCAUUAAUUCGGAGCUCUUCGUUCAGUGGUUGGUGGAGCAAUUCAUUCGACAUAAACCAGCCGGCAAGUGCGUGUUAAUUCUUGACGGUCACACGUCUCACAGCACAAAUAUAGAAAGCUUCAGAUAG